Lobosporangium transversale is the source of this 821-nucleotide messenger RNA. Its product is annotated as 40S ribosomal protein S18. Gene Ontology annotation, cellular component: cytosol; ribosome; small ribosomal subunit. Bases 344 to 817 code for a protein of 157 amino acids. Lineage: Eukaryota; Fungi; Mortierellomycota; Mortierellomycetes; Mortierellales; Mortierellaceae. The record is from RefSeq and is a predicted model, not a curated record. Gene Ontology annotation, molecular function: structural constituent of ribosome; RNA binding. Gene Ontology annotation, biological process: translation. The transcript is spliced from 3 exons.
ACAAUUCCAAUAUGGAAAGUGUACAAUAAUAAGAGGAACUGCGCUUCCAGGAUAGAAUCAAUCCAUUGGGAGAUCCAAUCGAUGCACCAUACAUCGAUCAUCUUAAUUCAUGAUAUUCAACUACAAUUUAGUAAAAAAAGAGUACGGGAUACUUCAUGCUGAAUAAAGCCCACAUAUCAUCAGCUUCAUCAACAGAUCAUCGACAUUUAUGCGAUUCGUAUUUAUAGAGUUUCAGGAUGCAGGAGAUUGCUUUCAAUUUGAGCGGCAAAAAUAAUACAAGAGGAUCAUCUUUUAACACUGGAAACAUUUGUUUUUGUUAUUUUUUAUUUUAUUACUACGAUGUAUGCGUCAACAGUCUCUCCUUGUUCCUGAGAAAGGCCAGUUCCAGCACAUUCUUCGUGUUCUUAACACGAACGUGGAGGGCAAGACCAAGAUCAUGUUCGCCAUGACCAACAUUAAAGGUGUUGGUCGUCGUUAUGCCAACUUGGUUUGCAAGAAGGCGGACAUCGACUUGAGGAAGAGAGCUGGUGAGCUCACCAACGAAGAGCUCGAGCGCCUCGUCACCAUUAUGCAGAACCCCACGCAGUACAAGGUUCCUCAGUGGUUCCUCAACAGACAAAAGAACUUUGUCGAUGGCAAGUACACUCAGCUCUUGGCUAACGGUCUUGACAACCAAAUGCGUGAGGACUUGGAGCGCCUCAAGAAGAUCCGUGCCCAUCGUGGUCUUCGUCACUACUGGGGUGUCCGUGUCCGUGGUCAGCACACCAAGACCACCGGUCGUCGCGGUCGUGUCGUUGGUGUCUCCAAGAAGAAGUAAAUCG